ACCUGUUGAGGUCAUUUCAACAUCUUGUUUGAGUCAUGUAAAAUUCCACCCCCUCCCCAAUGUUUAGAAGGAUCUAAAUAGCCAUUUAUCGCAUCCUCAGUUAAUGGCGUGUAAAUUAAAUAUACAUUCUCUGAAUCAUUAUAAACUCACUAGAAUUACGGUUAUGAUGCAUAUAAAAACACCCCAAUCAACCUUUACAAAAUACCCAUCUCUAAAUCUUAGCAUCCCUUUGGUACAAUAGCUAGAUAGAAGCACCAUGUCAAGACUUAGUGUGAUCUUAGCCAUAAUUGCCUUCCUCCUGGCAACAAAAUGUCCUGAUGUGUGUGGCCGCGAUGAAGCCCUAAUUAAAGAAGUAUGUAAGGACACACCUCAUCCCGACUUCUGCAAGCUAUGCAUGCGAGAAGAGCCAAAACACGACUUGAUGGACCCAAUCGAGGUUGGUCGAGCAUCAACGGAAUGCUCCAUAAAAAAAACUUUCCGCGUUGAUUUGGAUCUCGACGACAUCGCCGAGGGCAGCAUUGAUGUACAGGUUAGAGAUGUGUGCCUUACAUGCAAAGCUUUUAUGAAAAAAGCUGUCCAGAGUCUAGACGCAGCACAGCGUCAUUUGGAUGGUAAGCGUUUUCGAGAUGCUACAAAUGUUGCCGGAGAAGCCCGCGAUUAUCACCGGAAAUGUACCGAGUUAAUACAAGGUGUGAAGGAUUUCCCGGUAACAGGGACUUUCAAUAUUGAUUUCGAGAUCUUAAGGAGGUUUUAUAUAAAUGUUGUUGCAAUUCUGUCUCAAUUAGAGUAAUCCAUGGAAAUUUCCAGGAUUGUAACGUAAAAUGAUAAUAACUGUAUAUCUCGUGAGAGAUUUCGUGAUUUCACUUGUGUGUUUAUAUUUUGCCGUUCCUCCUGCCUAAACUUUGAACUGGAGUUUGUUUAGUACAUGGACUCAUGGACUCUAUGAAAUGACGCGAUGUUGGAUUUUUUUUUUUC
Molecule: messenger RNA, 975 nt
Organism: Oldenlandia corymbosa var. corymbosa
Lineage: Eukaryota; Viridiplantae; Streptophyta; Magnoliopsida; Gentianales; Rubiaceae
Source: the annotation of a GenBank genome assembly